AUGAGGCCACUCCUGGUCUCGCUGAUAUUAACAUCAGUCUUUGUGGCGGCCAAAAAGCCGAAUGAUGAUCUCUACAUUCUCCUCGAUGAGAUCAACAUGUUCUCGUGCCGUGGCGUGAAGAACGAGAUCAAAAUGACCGAGGACGAUGUUAAUAUCGUGAAUGAGAAGGGCAACCGAGUCUAUUACAUCAAGGCUCCGGGAAACUAUUCGCUACACUUUAGGCGUAUCAAUGUUCUGAAUGAUUUUGGGUAUCUGACUGGAGAGAUUGGAGUGACGUUGCAGGUGCCGUUGUUGGAGGGGCCGGCUGGUAGGUUUGAAGAGGGAGGCGGGGGUUUAAAAAGUAGGGAUAUGGGGCUGUUUGGGGGUAAGAAAAAAGCAUUAAGCUUUGUUUUUAGCUACAAUUUUAUAUAAAAAAAGCAAGUUUUAUUAGGUCGUUCAAAUAAUUUUGUGCCCCGUAACCUUAAAAAUGUGUUUUGAGAGGAGGCACAAAAUUAUUUGAACAACGUAACAUCUAUUUAAAUCCAAAAUCAGAGUGUUUUUUCAACGUAAAACACUUAUUUUUGAACUAGUUGUAGUACUUUAUCGUCUUUCUGGGCUCACUAACCUAUAACAAUAUUCCUUAUAAUAAAAAUUUAUCAAUGCAUAUUUUUUUUAAUUGAAAGUACAUCAAUACCUUUCUUUUUGUAAUGAAAUACGUUUAGGAAUCCGCUUCGAUGUGCCGUACACGAUGAUUCCGGAAACAGGAUUACUGAACCAGCAGUGCGAUGAAUUCAGUGGGAUUGUCGAGCGUGACAAGAGACAAUACUGGUCAGUUAUUAUUAUGAAACUUUUCUACAUGAAACGUAACGUAACAAUAAAAAAAAGUUUAUAGAAAAAAUUUUAUUUUAUAAUUUUUUUUUUUCAAAAAAAAAUUUUUGAAUUUCAGCCGCUACUGUGAGCUCUGUGGCCUCAGCGAGAAGAUUGAGAAGGGUCUGAACCAAGGAGAACACAAGUUUUUGCCAGCCGUUGCCAAAGGCCAAGAAAGUUCAUUCUCACCAAAGUGCGGUCAAAUCGACGCCAAAACUUAUGAAUUCAAGAGGUCGAUUAGCCUGCCAAGCCGAUCUGAACUUGAGGACAAGAUCAAGAACAAAAUCAACGGUGUUGAUGAGGAGAUCAAAAAAAGAUUGAAUAAGGGGGUAGGCUUUGAACGUUGAAGGAGGUUCUUGUUGGGUUAGGGUUAUGCGACAAAAAUUUUUUUUUGUUUUUUGAAAAGUGUCAAUUUGAAAAAGUAUAUAUUACAAUAGCAAAAAUAAGGUAUAAAUCUCUUGCUCACGUGGAUGUUCUUUUUUAUUUACUUUGGCUGUUCAAUGAAACCUCUUUAGUAUAAGAUGUUUGAUAGUGUGACACACUCUUUAUAAUGGCAGCUUUUUGACCGUCCUUCGUAAUGAAAUUCCUAUCAAAAAGUACAACUUUGAUAUUAAUUCUUGCUGAAAUUGGUACAAUAACUUUUAAGAUAUAGACAUAGAUAUUCAAUGUUGUAGUAGAUGAGCUGCUUGACUUGGAGCUGUAGAUUACCUAUGGUUCUAAAGCCCUAAGGAUUUACAGAGCAUAGUUAUAAAGUAUUCUUGAUUUAUUAAUAUGUUUUCAGCGUGGCCGUUUCCAAGUGUUCUUGAACUUGAUCAGCGCUGAACAAAAGCCAAUCAGCCAAAAGGCUUGGUUUGAGGGUUCUGAACAGGUAGGUCUUUUUAGUUUAUUUCAGUUAAAAUACUAUUCUUUUUACUUUUAAAAGACAAUAAAAAACUUUAUUUUAUUAUUAUUAUUUUACUUUUCUCAAUAUCAUAUCUUCAGUGCCGAUGCUGUAGCCCAACACCAGACGCCUCGUGUCGUAGCUCAUUCAACUUCUUGUACUGUAAUUCAGAAGACUGUAAGAGUGCAUGGGCUCAACAAUGCCUUCACAAUUCGGCCAAGAUUGUCGCUUGUUAUACGGUAGAGUUCAACUAUCGUAUGACCACGGAUUACGGUGAAGUUGUCAAGUUUUUGAAGGAAAACAACUACCCUAAUCAGGAUGUGGUCACUGAGGGACCUCCAACGUAGGUUUGCUUUUUAUAUUGAUUGUUUUGAAUGGAAAGUAAGGGUAGGGUAGGGUAAAAUAGGAUAAGGCAGUGUAGGUUAUUUUAGAGUAGGGUAGGAUAAGUUAAGUUAAAGUAAGAUAAGGUAAAGCAGGGUAGGUAUGAUAGGGUAGGGUGUGGCAAAACAGGGUAGGGUAGAAAGGGUAGAAAACAAUUUAAAAACUCGUUUUAUUACCUAAAAAGUCAAAAAAUAAUUUGAAGUCGAGAUUAAUUCAGACGCUUUAAAAUUAGAUAAAGGUAUUAGUAAGCGGAUAAUCAAUGUUAAUGUAAAUACCGUAGAUUUAAUCUCCAAUUACGGAUUACCUCUUCUUUUUGUUACAUUUUUGACACUUUUUGCAAAACACUUGUGGUUUUAACAUUAUAGGCUUGUUUAAUAAAAUUUCAUGAAUAACAUCUAAAUUUCAGUACCAAAGCACCAGCUGUAAAACAACAAGAUGGUCCCAUUCCACAGAGAUGUGUUGGUAUGAUGGCUGAGCGAUUGCUACAUCUGCGAAGGUAUUGUACCAUCUUCUGGAACGAAAAGCUGUGUUGUCCUCAUUGUGAAGGUGUUUGUUAA
Messenger RNA from Bursaphelenchus okinawaensis, 2664 nucleotides. NCBI's taxonomy places the organism in Eukaryota, Metazoa, Nematoda, Chromadorea, Rhabditida, Aphelenchoididae. The record is from the annotation of a GenBank genome assembly.